AUGGCCCCCAGGGACCUCCCCGGCCGGCCAACGGCGCGCGAGGCGAUGGAAAGUGCUGCACCCGUUCCAGAAAUCACAAAGCAGCGACUCACCCCAUCCAGUAUACAGCGACCACAAACGAACGCAUCGACAGCGCUCAACCACCUCGGAUUCCCAGACAACGACGAGCGCCCCCAUAUCGGCCAGUGUAAUGGCCGGGGCGUCAUGCUCGUCCCCUUAGUCCUGCGCUCUAUCGUGCUCCCAUACCUGCGCACGAGCACGACACACGCAGCUGCUGCCUCGUCCAGUACAGCACCCCGUCUCGCCGCGGCGUCCAUCUCGUCCUCGGCCCGUACGUCGCGUGCAGCCGAGGCAGAGCUGUCGCAGGAAGGAGGACUCGAGCACACGCCAUUCCAGCCUGCGUGGGAACCUCCUGCCGAGCUACGGCACCAUGCGCGCACCCGUCGGCCACCACCGACGACGACACAUCUGCCUCUGGCAGCGUAUCCGGGCCAACAACAUUGCGUUGGACCACCGCAUACCAAAGGAAAGCCACCACCACGGCCAAAACCACCACGAGAGGAAGAUGCCAAGACCAAGACGAAACUGUCAAAGACCAAACCUGGCUCCGAGUCUUCACCUGAUCCCCACCUGGCAUUAGACCCGUCUCCCCCUUCUCCAUCACCACUGCAACCUACACCAUCACAAGACACAGCUGUGCAGCGUGUACCUGUAAUUCACAAGCCCGUGGACAUCUUCGACCGCACUCCCAACGUCCCCGAAUAUGUGCUGCCUCCAAACAUCGACAUGAUGAUCAAGGCAAAGCUGUACCGCUUGGCCGUGUACACGAUCCUCUCGACUGUCGAGUACUCGAUCGAUGAAUCGCUUGUGCAAGAGGUGGCCCGGAAGCUCAGGAACAGGGGGGCCGGCGCGCUCGCUAUCCGUCUGCAACGGUCGGUCAAGCAGCCGUUUCGCCCAAACGGCAAGCCCCACAUUCUCCUCCCGCUCUGCACCGAAGCCGAGCUCGCAGCUGGUGUCGAGACCGCAGCACCCGCCCCUCCCAAGCCGGCGGGAUACUGGCGGCUCCCCUUGGUGCCCUUCAAACCCGACGAGGUCCGCGGCCUGACGCCCGUCGAGCGCCGCACGCGCUUCUACAACAGCGAGAUUUCGCGGCAUAUGACGGUACAGCACCCGAUCCCGCGCUCGUCGCCCAUCCUGCGCAUGGGCCAGCCGAAACCCAAGCUGCGAAAGGUGCGCGACAUGCUCACGUACAUUGACACGUUGCGGCGCAACCACAAGUUUAUCCCGGACCGCGUCACGGCCAACAUUGUGCUCAAGGCGUGGCUCAUGCAGGUCUCGCGCGGAAAGACGUGGCGCGACGAGCACGGAGCCCGCAAGCAGGACCUGCGCAACAUCUUUGACAUUGUGGCGACAUCUAUCGAGACCGAGACGCCCAUCCACAUUCCAAACCCCGACCCGGGACCCGUGCCCGACUUUGACUUUAUCACCGCCGUCGACUACCACCGCCACGUCGUCCCCUUUGGCAGGCUCGUCAUGGAGGCCAUGGUGCGCGCCGGCGACAGGGAGGGACGCCAGGUGGUUAAAGUCUGGAUGGAUAAGAUGAGGGACCAGUGCGAGGCCAAGGAGAAGGCGGCGGCGGCGGCCAGUGCUGCUGCCAGUGCUGCUGCGGCCAAUGCCGCUGUCGAAGCCAAGACCAAGACCAAGGUGAAGGCCGGGGAGGAGGCAAAGGAGGUCGGGAAGGAGGAGGAGGGAGAGGGGGAGGGAGAGGACGAGGAUGUCGCCGGCCAGGCAUGA
Messenger RNA from Apiotrichum porosum, 1794 nucleotides. RefSeq lists its product as uncharacterized. The transcript has 2 exons. The record is from RefSeq and is a predicted model, not a curated record. Bases 1 to 1794 code for a protein of 597 amino acids. Lineage: Eukaryota; Fungi; Basidiomycota; Tremellomycetes; Trichosporonales; Trichosporonaceae.